AUUAACAAAGUCAAAAGAGCUGUUGAGAAUUACUAGAACUCUUCGAAGAAACGAACUCGCACGAUCUCCCUUUUCCCCCACCCUCCCAACUUUUCCUAUAAACCUCACCCCGGAAGAUCUCUCCCCUCACAAACCAACCAGUCCUCCAACCGCCCGAAACCACGAGUCCACGAGUCACCAUGGCGAGCAAGCAGGGUCUCCUCCUCGCGCUCCUCGCCGCCUCCGUCGCCGUCGGCUGCCUCCUCCCCGCCGCCUCUGCCGCCACCAGCGUAGAGUACUGCAAUAAGGGCAAGAACUACCCCGUGAAGGUGAGCGGGGUGGAGAUCGUGCCAGAUCCGGUCGUCCCCGGCCAGCUCGCCACCUUCAAUAUCUCCGCUUUCACAGAUAAAACCAUCGAGAAGGGGAAGCUGGUUAUUGAUGUUAAAUAUUGGAUCUUCCACGUCCACUCUGAAACUCACGACAUCUGUGGGGAGACUACCUGUCCAGCAAGUGGUAAAUUUGUGCUAGCUCAUCAGCAGACCUUACCAUCAUUCACUCCACCGGGUUCUUACACCAUCACCAUGACGAUGCUUGGGGACAACGACAAGGAACUGAGCUGCAUCUCGUUCGGGUUCAGCAUCGGGUUUGUCGCCUCCAGCUGAAUGCAUCUCGGCUGAGCGCUAGAGGUGUCCCAUGGAUGUAUUUACAAACCACUUUCUAUCCUAGUACUGGGCUCUAUGUACACUGGUGGGUGAUGUAAACUUGUGUUCAAUUAAGACAUUUUAUCCAGAGUUGAACAUCACAAUAAAAGAAAAUCUGGUGUUAUGAAAUGAAA
This is a messenger RNA of Phragmites australis (common reed), 814 nucleotides long. Its product is annotated as phosphatidylglycerol/phosphatidylinositol transfer protein-like. The record is from RefSeq and is a predicted model, not a curated record. The transcript is spliced from 4 exons. Lineage: Eukaryota; Viridiplantae; Streptophyta; Magnoliopsida; Poales; Poaceae. Gene Ontology annotation, molecular function: sterol binding. Bases 180 to 641 code for a protein of 153 amino acids. Gene Ontology annotation, biological process: intracellular sterol transport.